AUCUAUGUCAACGGUCGUCUCAGCCUGUUUGCAUCGUUUGUAAUUCAGUCCUAGCGGGAUCCAAAUAACGGACAGAGUCAGCUGUAGCGCUGCACACGCCAACUCACGGUUUUCAGGUGCCAGAGGGCCAAAAGACUUCAUAACUCUGAGAAGUCAGGUGAAAUGGUGACGCUCCAUCGUUUCGUCCCUCUUCAGGACGACUGCGACACUCACGUGUUCACGUUCCUCGUCAGCUCGCCUCACGACAUCAAGGACGAGAACUCGGGAGAGUUCACGUACGCUUGCCAUAAAUGGUGCCUUCGUUUGGAAAGAAAGGACUAUGACAGAACUUUGGGCGCCUUUCUGUGCCUGCAGCGCGUUAGGAAGAGGGUUGUUUGUAAAGUAGAUUACGCACUGACCGUACUGCAUACUAAGGACGCUGCCAGGAACGUUUCUUUCCAAAGGAAGCAAUGUGAAUUCAUCCACGGCCACUCCUCACAAGGACAGAGAAGUCUCCUUCUAGAAGAAGAACUAAGACAGGGUUACGUAGAUUCUGACGGGAAUUUGACAGUAGAACUGAGAAUAGGAAACUGCAAAACAACCUUUGGUGCCAUUCUGGACAUUUUACCCAGAGGGCGCGCAGGCUUUCCCAGGUAUGACUCUUCUUAUUUCGAAUAUGGAGGGUUUGACUGGAAUAUCUCUGUUCAUCCAAAUGGAGAACACAUGGAAAACACUGACCAGAGCUACGUGCGGCUGAACAGACUGACUCAUUUUGAUCAUUUUUGCAGACUCAAAUAUCGUUUGACAGCCAGGUUCGCAGACGAGAAAAUUGACACUGGCGCGAAAGAGGAACUGUUUGAUUUUGGCGGGAAAGGAAGGGACCACCAGAUUGACCAAUCCCUCGGCAAGCUGACCAGAAGAGUUCGCUUGUUCCUGCAUGUAGACUUGUUUUCAGCCGCGCAUGUUAGCCAAGUCAAGGUUUACGCCACGGACUCCAUGAAAAACCGAGCCUUUCUCCGUGAUACUGAAAAACAGUGUUGGUGCAUUGAGAGUGACGUCAACAACACGAAACACGUCAAACUUCGGCUCAAAUACAUGGACGUUUUUCAGAUGCCGCCCGACUAUUCCCGCUAUGUUGCGUGGACUGCACGAAUCGUUGGGCCCGCCGGAGCCUAUCCGUGCAAAGGUGGUCCAUUCUCAGCGCUCUAUGUCAAGUGCGAAAAGGACGCUGGGCACGAGAUGAUCACGACGUUACCAACGGUGGAGGUGACGAGGAAGUCCAGUGGGUUACUGGACGUGUACGGGCGGCUGACGGUGCAGGUAGACCUUCUGACGUCACACAUGACCUACCGGCCAACCUACGGUACAACCGACACAGUCGUGUGGAGACAGUGUCAACAACUCAGGGAACAAGUCCAGUUCCAGGACCAGUUGUCCAGUGGGUCAGCUACAACCCGCCUGUCCGGAGACGGGUCCACUGGUCACCGACAGCCCAACUACUGGGCCAUGUGAACCAGUCAACCCAAGACUCACCUGUGACUACGUACCUGUAGAGGAGAUAUCCAUGGAUACGGGAUUCUGAUUGUUACACU
Molecule: messenger RNA, 1571 nt
Organism: Branchiostoma belcheri (Belcher's lancelet)
Lineage: Eukaryota; Metazoa; Chordata; Leptocardii; Amphioxiformes; Branchiostomatidae
Exons: 4
Coding region: 163-1491 (442 amino acids)
Molecular function (GO): protein binding
Source: RefSeq, a predicted model, not a curated record